Messenger RNA from Dermacentor andersoni, 1155 nucleotides. RefSeq names its product mite group 2 allergen Lep d 2-like. NCBI's taxonomy places the organism in Eukaryota, Metazoa, Arthropoda, Arachnida, Ixodida, Ixodidae. The record is from RefSeq and is a predicted model, not a curated record.
AGCGGCUUGCCCAGGUAUAUGAGAGCGCACCGGCGUCUCCCGACAGGUAGUACGAUUCGCUUUGUUGCAGCCGUACUCGUGGGACGCUAAAAUUACAGAUUCGAGAUGCGUCACCACGCAUUCCUGGCUCACCUGCUUCUGCUAGUGGCCGCAUGCGGAGCACAGAAGCUACUUACUCUAGAAGAAUGCAAAGACAAGAGCCCCGCCUUCAAGAACGUCACCAUUUCGCCUUGCGACAAAGAUCCUUGCGUGAUCAAGAUAGGCGAGAAAUACAACGUCAGCUUCUCCUUCGAAGCGACUAGCGACGCAGACUUCUUGAUGCUGACCACGGUGGACCAACAGCAAGCCGACACGACGAGCGUCCAGUCCGCGCGCUCGAUGAGCUGCCACUUCGUCGACCUGCCUUGCAACGUGACCAAGGGGGAGGUCGUCCAAGGAUCAACGACACUGAGACUGUACGGUGCAUUCAUGCCCGGCAACAUGACCUACGAGCUUGAUGUCGCCGGGGACAAGGAAACGCUCGCAUGCGGAGUCGCCCAGCUGACCGUCGAAUGAACGGUUCGAUCGAAGACGAGUCACGUGACACAGAGAAGAAACGCUCAGGCCCAGCUUACCAUGCUUGCACGAGCAGACUGCUGCCAAGCUGCUUUCGCCGAGGGACGUGAAGCCGAACUGCCGCUUAUUUCUUCACUCAGCAUUCAUUGGUGGUGUGACCUGGAAUCAACGUGCACAUUUAAUGCUGUGUCGUCUUUAAUGUCUGUUUUCGAUCUAGCCGCUCAAGUUUGCGAAAAUGUACACGACUAAAUUGUUGAUAUGCAGUGUGCCCUUCGACACGCGCUGAAUAUGGCAGUUUAUCAGGACAAUGCUUAAGUGAAUAAAGGUAGCAGCAUGAAUGGAUUUGCAUGUUAUUUUGUUAUUGCUUUCUUUAUGCCAAGGUAUUGCUGGUAAAGUGAAAAGCAAAGCUACAGGGUUUCGUUCGCUGUUAUCUACUGCACGCUAAGUGUUCUUGCUUAUUUCCUUAAUGCUUUUUAAAUAAUUUCUAUGCUUGCUGAUUUUUUGGUUCAUCUGCUUUAUAAACUAAUCUUGUAGCACUUGUACACCAACACACUUCUGUAUUUUUACGCUGUUACAAUAAAUGUCAAACACCAAAAUAUA